AUGGCGCAGCCCUCGCCCGUGCCGCUCGCGCCUGCCAACGGCGCGUCGUCGGCAUCGCCCGACCCCCCCAGCGACCACUCGCAGCUGUCUGUCCCUGGCAAGCGGAAACGCGACGACGACGGCGGCGAGGCGCCCGCCCAACAGCAGGAGACGACGACUGCAUCCGACGACUGGGAGGGGAAAAAUUCAGAAGAACUACUCAAGUAUUACCUUCAGGUUCUGACUAGGCUCGAUAUCGACAAGGCGAUCCUGACGCGUGUACUACCCGAAAUUCAAACAGACGAAGAGCCUCAAAUCAAGCGCCAAAAAUCCAGCGAACCUUCGACGCGCUCCACCAUCAGCGACAAGUUUGCCGCCAAAUCCUACCAGACCAUCGACGAUGUCGCCGCCGACGUCGCCGUAGCCGUCAACGAGGCCUUGAAAGAUGUCGAUCCAUCGGAGAACCCCAAGGAGGCUGUGCGUCUGAGGGAAUUCAAACGCAAGGCCCUCAAGUACGCCGCGCAGGAGAGAGCAUAUCCCCAGGUCAAAGCGGAACCUCAGGCGGACCCGGAAACCGCCUUCCAAGAGGGCUCAUCGGUUCUGUCUAUCGUCGGCUUCGCGCCGCAAGAACGGAGAUUAUUUUCCAGUCUACCCGCUUCCAAGGAUAUCGAUUUGGCUGACAUGGCUCUGCCACCGGGUGUGUCCAUCACAACCAUUACCAGAUCCAACCAGCAGGUGCCAACGCGGACGCUCGGGGAGCUGUUUGGAUCCCAGCGCCCCUUGCCGCCUCUGAACCCUCCCAAGCAACCAAAGUCACAAGCAAAGGGGACCGCGAUAGACUUUUACCACCCGGAGCCGACAAAUGCGCGUACCAAUUGCUACUUCAAUACGAAGCUGUCCUCCGGAUACUAUCUCGAUUACAGCAACGCCAUUCCCUCGUACCAAGCCGUGCCGAAGCAGCGCGAACGCGCCGAAAGCUUGGCCGGAAAGAAGCCAUCGAUGAGCGAACUCGAAAUGUCAGAGGUCGAGUCACUCUUCCGCGGCGCCUUUUCUACCUUUGCGCCUUGCAAGGAUGACUCGGCCGCCGUUGUGCCCUCGAGCGUCGCUGGCCGCAUCUGGUGGCAGCGCUCCGGCCAACAAAUUUUUGAACGCAUGCUGGAUGCCGACUACUACGGAGACAAGCAAAAUAAGGAAGCGACAUCCAUAUCUGCGGCUGAUGAGAUUGACGAGGCUGCCAUCCAGGAUGCCAUUGAUCACUGGGACGAGACAGCCGUUGACCCCUCAUUAGACGAGGUGAUGGGCACCCAAAGCAAGGCAGACGAGGAUGCCGACGAUAUUCUUGGAGAAGUCUCGGAUCUGAUCGAGACAUUGGCAUCCUACCAGCGCAUCCGUAAUCUUACCUUGCCCAACUCGCAGAACAGACAGUCUACCGACCCCGUCACCGGCGACAUGCUGGCCACCUCGGGCCCAGAGCCGUCUGAGGACGAGGUGCUCACGUACGAGGUUCUCAAAUCUCAACUGGCACUGAUCAUCAAAACGCUACCGCCCUUUGCUGUUGCCAAGUUAAACGGAGAUCAGUUAGAUGAUCUUCUCAUCAGCACUAAAGUACAAGUACGUACUGACGACUACCACGGCACCAUGGAGGAGGACGAAGCUGGUGUACAAGCUCGCCUCCGAGCUCAACAGCACCAGCAACAACAGCAACAGCAACAACAAGUUGUCCAGAGCGCUCGCCAGCCACCGCAGCGUACCCCGAGCACUGGAGGGCAAUAUGCAACCCAGUACGCGGCCGCCGCGCAAUAUGGCACACCUGGCCGCACACCACAGCCGCAGCAAUAUUAUCGACCAGGCUCCCAGCAUGGCUUCCUGCCGCAGCGUAAUGCGACACCGCAGCAGCCUCGUCCGACGCAGCCUAACCAGUACACUCGGCCAAACGGUUACGCGGCUAAUCAAUACGCUACGCAGCUGGCUAAAGCCCAGACACCAUACGGACACCAGAACAUGCCGCAAUACGCAAACCAACAACGACAGCAGUUUGCCCAGACACCACAGGUGCAGUCGGGCCUGCCCAACACGGCAACCUACCAGCAAUACCAGCCCCCGCAGCAGCAGGGUGUCGUACCACAGGCUAAUUAUCCGGGGUAUACAAACGGUACACCUCAACAGCACGGCCCGCACCCUCAGGCGCAGCAGCAGAGGCAAAUGUACAGCCAGUCUCCUAACAUGCAGACUCAGCAGCGGUUCGCAACCCCAACCCCCCAACCCGGCCCGGCCGGUCAAGGAGCUGUACGGUACGCGCCCGUCGCGAACCAGCCGGCGGGGUACAGCCAGUCGCCCGGCCUCACGGGUUACCACACGGUGAUUUCCGAGGCGCAGCAGCAGCGCAUCCUGGAGCAGGCCAAGGCGCGCGUCGCCGCUGGCGGCCAGCCCGGAGGCUUCUCCAACGCCGCCCUGACGGCUGCCCGCGCGAGCAUCGCCAACCAGUCGAAGCCACAGACACCAACUGGGCAGAGGGCCAGCACCCCGGUGCUGCCUCCGCACAAGGUGACGCCCGUGCCUGUGCCUCCCAUUCCUGGCACCGCCGCUCAGGCGCCGCCGCAGUAA
Messenger RNA from Cordyceps militaris CM01, 2583 nucleotides. RefSeq lists its product as uncharacterized. The transcript has 2 exons. Lineage: Eukaryota; Fungi; Ascomycota; Sordariomycetes; Hypocreales; Cordycipitaceae. The coding region runs from base 1 to 2583 and encodes 860 amino acids. The record is from RefSeq and is a predicted model, not a curated record.